Messenger RNA from Phlebotomus argentipes, 1871 nucleotides. RefSeq names its product kinetochore protein NDC80 homolog (gene Ndc80). The transcript is spliced from 3 exons. The coding region runs from base 78 to 1871 and encodes 597 amino acids. The record is from RefSeq and is a predicted model, not a curated record. Lineage: Eukaryota; Metazoa; Arthropoda; Insecta; Diptera; Psychodidae. Gene Ontology annotation, cellular component: Ndc80 complex. Gene Ontology annotation, biological process: attachment of mitotic spindle microtubules to kinetochore.
AACGACGCUCAUUAAGGAAGUCAGCAUUUUCCAGUGUCGUUGUUCUCAAUUCCUGCCGCUUCAUCACUGGUGCAACCAUGAGGAAAUCUCGAAUUGACGACUCCACCAGGAAGUCUCACAGGCAGAGCAGGAUCGCUGUGGCGGUCGGGAAGAAGAGCGUGAGCAAUGUGGGACUCCGCCCCUCCGCAGAUCGACGCUCCAUGUCCGUGGACAAGGCGCAAUCGCUGAAGAAGUCCCUGGCGGUGCCGUACAGCUACAGAUCGUCCAGCAACACGCCCAUGAGGACGCCCUCGAGGACGCCGAUGGCCUUCGCGCGCAGCACGGAGAAGAAGGUUCCGUUGCACGACCAGAAGUGGCUGGACGAGGGCGUGAACCGGAUUUUCAACUAUAUCGGCAGAAUCGAGGGCUUGGAGAUGAACUUGGUGGCAUCGCGGAACAUCAGGCAAAUGACUAUCAGGGAUUUCGUGCGCAUCUUCUGGCACCUGGCAAAGUUCUGGGUGCCCAAAGUGAGCAUGAACAGUGAUUAUGUGGAUGAGAUUCACGAGAUGCUCACGAGGAUUCGCUAUCCCUAUCCCUUCACCAAGUCCUGGCUGAAGACGCCCAAUGCGCCACACGUGCUGAACCAGGUCAUCGUGAUGUUCUGCUGGUUGCUGGACGGCGUGCCGGACGAGAGCGUCGUGUCGGAGGAGGACUUCGGCAGCAGCGGGGAUUUUCCCACCACGGCAUUCAUGCAGUUCUUCAAGGAGAACGUGAACGAGGCUUACCAGAUGUGGAACAACGGCCAGGAUCAGGAAGUGAAUGAGGUGAAGCAACAGCUCACCAAUGAGUUCAUCAGCGAGGGCGUGAAUCUCUCCGACGAACAGACGCUCAAUCAGGAGCUGGAGAGUCUCGACACGCAGAUCGAGAAGCUGUCGAAGGACGUGGCGUCUCUGGAGGCGAAGCAGCAGGUGACGAGGAAGUUGCGCGCGCAAGUGGAGGACCGUAAGAGCGAGCUUUUGGCUAUUGAGGACGCCAUUGAGCUGAAGACGCAGGGCGUUGAGAUGCAAAGUGAAGAGAGCGCGAGUCUGGAGGAACGCGUGGAGGAGCUCCAGGCAAAACGGGACUUUGUGGAGAAGGAUUGGAAGCAGCAGAAGCAUGAGAGUCGAGAGGCGAAGCACAUGCAGCUGCUGAACACGAUCCACAACGAGAAGAUCUGCCUACAGUCUUCCACGGAAUAUUGCGACAAGUUGAAGGCCAAGGAAUUCGAGGCUCAAGUGCACAACUCGCGUCUGCUGAAGAAGAUCGGCGACACAACAAUUGACAUCAAUCUGAGAGUUCAGAGUGUCCUGGAGAGGAAUUCCGAGGAGGUGCGAGGUCAGAAUCUGGCCAAUGUGAGUCUGCAGCCGAAGCAGUUUGAUCCGCGCACAAUGGAGAACACAAAGCGCAUCUUCAGCAAGAUCCGGACGGUGCUGGAGAGGAAGAUCGUGGAGAAGCAGCAGUCGCAGGAGCGCCUGAAGAGCGACAUCGAGUACCGCAUUGGCAGGGACAUCGAGCGCUCGGAGAAGACUCUGGAGAGACUCACGAAGUCCGUCGGCGAUCAAAGAAACAAGAUCAGCUCCGUCACGUCGACAUUCCAGCACAACGAGGCCGUGGAGCGGGGAAAAGUCGCGACGGCGCAGACUCGCGAGCAGAAGCUGCACGAGCAGAUCUCGAAGACCGAAGCGGAGAUCGCGCAGGAGUCGCAGAAGCAGCAGCAGAUCCUGCAGGACUUCAGCGACAACGCGGAUCACCUGCAGGAUGAGGAGGAGAAGCAAUUGGAGGAAGUGGAAGCCGACGUUGUGUUCCUCUACAAUGAGCUGAAGCGCCUUGGAAUCGACGCUCCGCCACCAUAA